GGAAUUUUGAUGGGAUAAUCUUUUUUAGGGUACUUUCCCACAAAAUGAAACUUGAGGGACUAAAUUACAUUAAAAAUAUAUAUAACUAAAAAAAUUUAAAAAGUGAGAAAAUGUUGACUGGAAUCAAGGUAUCCCCAUCGACCACUCAACUCCGAUUGGAGUCGCCGACCUGCUUAGACAAGGCCAACGAUCCCAAUCAAGGGGUUGGUGGCCACGGGAGGAGCCCCCGUCACCUCUAAUUUGGGGGAUCCCAGCCACCGAGUCCCCCAAAUUAGGGGGUCGAGGGCUCCAACCCCGACCACCCUACACCCUGACAAGGUUCGUUGGCUUGGUUUGUGUCGGUGACCUCAAUCGGAGGAUUGGUGGUCGGUGAAGAGCCUGUCCACCUCUCGAUCGGCCAUCACCUCUCUUCUUUUUUAAUAAUUUUAUAUUUUAUUUAAUGUAAUUCAGUUCAUCAAGUUUUUUUUUGCGCAAAAGUAUUCUUAAAAAAAAGGUUGUCAUCUCAUAAUUUCGUCCAAUCUUGACGGAAUACUAAGGGGUGCUGCAUGACGAUGGAAAUAAAAAUUUAUGUAUUAUCUCAUGGAAUGAUUUUAUUUUGUGUUGCCCUGUGAUUUUCGGAAAAAUUUUCCCAAUAAUAAUGAUCACUAGAGACGGGAAGGGCAGGGAAUCCAAUUUUUGGUCGGAGAGUCUUCCGACGUCCGGCCACACGUUGCCUAGAGUGUAGCCGAGAGUCCGCCGGUUGACGGUAGAAUCAACUCCAACGUUGUAGCAGAUGACCGUUUACAUGCCCUUCUUCAGGGCAUGCACCACCGUCCGUUCUCUCACUCAGCUCCACGCCCACCUCCUGGUCACCGGCCUCCGCGGGGACCCACUCCCCUCCAACUCCAACGUUUUAGCAGAUGACCCUUUACAUGCCCUUCUUCAGGGCAUGCACCACCCUCCGUUCUCUCACUCAGCUCCACGCCCACCUCCUGGUCACCGGCCACCACGGGGACCCACUCCCUUCCACGAAGCUCAUCGAGUCCUACGCCCAGCUUGGCUGCCUCGGCUCCUCGAGGCUCGUCUUCGAGACCUUCCCCUCUCCCGCCGACUCCUUCAUGUGGGGCGUCCUCAUCAAGUGCCACGUCUGGAGCCGCUUCUUCGAGGACGCCGUUGAACUCUACCACAGGAUGGUCUCCGGCGGAGGGGCUGAGGUCAGCAGGUUCAUUUACCCUUCUGUUCUCAGGGCCUGCUCUUGCUGCCGGGCCCACCUCGGCACCGGCGAGAAUGUCCACGGGAGGGUAAUCAAAUGUGGGUUGGACUGCGAUGAUGUUAUCCGGACUUGCCUGCUCUCUUUGUACGGCGAAAUGGGGUCCACCUCUAGUGCUAAGAAGGUGUUCGAUGAAAUGUCUGAAAGAGAUGUGGUUUGUUGGAGUUCGAUUAUUUCGACGUAUAUUGACAAUGGGGAUGCGCUUGGCGGGUUGGGCAUGUUCCGUUUGAUGGUAUCAGGAGGUGUGGCCCCAGACUCUGUCACCAUGAUUAGUUUGGCUGAGGCCUGUGCCCAGUUGGGGUCGUUGUGUCUAGCCCGAUCGGUCCACGGCCAAGUACUGACCUGGAAUAUUGAGAGCAAUGAUGAUGGGUCGUUGAACAACAGUCUCAUCACAAUGUAUAGCAAAUGUGGUGAUCUGGCGAGUGCAGAGAGGCUCUUUUAUAACUCAUUUUACAGGAACACUGCUUCUUGGACUGCGAUGAUCUCGAGCUACAACCAAGGGGGUCGAUUUCACGAUGCAAUCAGUGUGUUCCUUGAGAUGCAGCGGUCAGGUGUGGGGCCCAAUUCGGUGACCUUGAUGGCUCUGCUGUUCUCUUGCAGUGGACUAGGGUGGGUCAGAGGAGGAAAGUCAGUCCACUGUUUUAUCAUUAGAAAUUCGGCGGACCCUGAAUAUGAUUUCCUGGGUCCACCAUUGAUUGAGUUUUACGCUGACUGUGGGAGACUUCGAGAUAGCGAGAAGGUCUUUGGUAUGAUUCAAGGGAGAGAUGUGGUCUCGUGGAAUAUGCUCAUUUCGCUUUAUGCAAGAAAAGGGUUGUUGGAUCGUGCCUUAUCAACUUUGGGGCAAAUGCUGACAAAUGGAGUAAUGCCCGACUCAUUUAGCUUAGCGACUUCACUUUCAGCGUGUGGAAAUUUGGGCCUUCUUCAAGUGGGCCGUGAAAUACACGGACAUGUUGUCAGGACAGGCUUCUCGAAUGAGUACGUUCAGAAUGCCCUGAUCGAUAUGUACUCCAAAUGCAGUCGUGUCGACUGGGCCCACAAUCUUUUCAUCAAUGCCCAGCAGAGAAGUGUCGUGACGUGGAACUCGAUGAUCUGUGGAUUCUCUCAGAACGGUUAUUCACAAGAAGCAAUCAAACUUUUCACUCAGAUGUACACAAGAAGAUUAUAUAUGGAUGAAGUCACGUUCCUAGCGGCGAUUCAAGCUUGUACCGACUUAGUUUACAUAGAGAAGGGAAGAUGGCUCCACCACAAGCUGAUUACUUGCGGCAUCAGCAACAGCAUUUAUGUUGAUACGGCUUUACUCAACAUGUACUCCAAAUGCGGAGAUCAAAGAACUGCCCAAAUGAUCUUCGACAGAAUGACUGAAAAGAGCGUAGUUUCAUGGAGUGCUAUGAUUGCUGGCCACGCGGGAUAUUUGGAGGAAGGGAAGUUCUGUUUCAAGUUGAUGAAGGAGUAUGGGGUCGAACCACAAAUGGAACACUUUGCUUGUUUGGUUGACCUUCUGAGCCGAUCAGGUAAUCUUGACGAUGCAUAUUCAGUGAUUCGUUCGAUGUCAUUGCCUGCUGAUGCGGGCAUAUGGAGUUCUUUCCUCAGUGGUUGUAGGGUCCACAGGAGGUUUGAUUUGAUCUUGACAGUUAAGAGGAAUCUUGUUAAUGUCGAGACAAGGGAUACGGGAUAUUUUUCAUUAUUAUCCAAUAUUUAUGCUGAAGAAGGGAACUGGGGUGAAUCAGGCAAGUUGAGAUCAGUGAUGGAAAGCACGGGAUUGAAGAAAGUCCGAGGAUACAGUAUGAUCGAGCUAGGCUAAAACUUAAUUUUCAGUUGGAGGACAAUCAUCUAAUAUCGCACUUUUCUCUACUUGGAGGGACACAAGGAGAAACAUGGAGAAGAAGAUUAUUGGAUUGCGCUCAAGAAGAUACGGUUAGAUGAUUAACUCGUCUUCUGAGGUGCAAUUCGGUAUGUUAUUCAUUUGUUCUCCAAGAACCGAAAACUAGAAAGCUGGAAGAUCUUUGCCAGGUAUCCUGGAAAACUGAAAACUUUUGAAAGAUUUGUCGAGUUCCGUCACCUGAACCGAAAUUUUGUUGAAGAUGGUUAGUCUCUGACCAAUAUACCUUGACACUGUUAAAAGCAAAUUCUGGCCACGGAAGGAAUGAAGUAAAAAGGAGUGUCCCCGGCAUCAUCUGGAAUACGAGAAAAAUGAGUACUUCUAUGAUGAAUGGACCUUGUUGAUCGAGGUUCAAAUCGUUUCGGAGUCCAUUACAGCUGAAGCGAAACAGAGGAGAGAAAAGCAUGCUUGACCUGAUUUUGACCUGUCUCGUGUCUCAUGUCAUGUACAGGCUGCUGUAUACUCUCACUUCUGUAGAUGAUUUAGGAUGAGAUUCUAACUGCAAAAAAUCAAAUAAAUAAAAAAAUUCCUUGUCAUCGCAAUAUCAAUUCGAUCGCAUGAUAGAUAUAUUUCUUUUGUUGAGUGCACAUAAUAGAUAUACUGAUCAAGUUCGUGGCAUUGCUGCAGGUAAUUGAGUCUGCACGAAUGUAAGAGUUUACUGGAUCGACAUGGUAUCCUUAUUUCAUCAACAUGUAAGAGUUCAUGUCUGCGAUUUGUUUCUAUACAAGGUUUACAAUGAGAAUUCGUCCCGAGAGAAUGUAUUAUAUCUUACAUGGAACACCGGGAAAUCAUUUGAAAUUUCGAUCUUC
Messenger RNA from Punica granatum (pomegranate), 3937 nucleotides. The record is from RefSeq and is a predicted model, not a curated record. NCBI's taxonomy places the organism in Eukaryota, Viridiplantae, Streptophyta, Magnoliopsida, Myrtales, Lythraceae.